CAGAUCUAAAUUAUUUCAUGUGAAAAAUAUUUAUAGACGCAGACAAAAAUAUAUAUUAACGCAUUGACGUAGAAGUAGAAUGUUGCAAUGUCAAUGGAGAUUGUGAUGCCCUCAUAACAGAGUUGAUAUCUUUUGGUCAGGCUAAACUUUAAUUGUAAUGGUGGAGUUUGCGUUGACCACUAUAAUGAAACAAUAUGUACUAAAUAUAAUAAAGUAGAUCAAUGUUUUCAAACCGCCUUCACAGCCUAACACCUCGAGUCGCGAAGGGUAGUUUAUAAAACACUGAGCUCGAUAAAGCUAAAGUUACUUUUUCUACUAAAACUUACAACGCUCUGGCGUUAUAAGUUUUAGGGGUAAUAUUAAUCGGGGUUCUUAUUUCUUUUUCACAACUGUUUACUCUUUAACUUAUAAUUCACUCUCUUUAAACGAAAUUUAAACCUAAGUUUUCUAUCAAAUAUUAUUAAUAAAAAUAACUUUAAUUCUUCUUGAUUAAAAGCUGUGUAUCUAGGUUAAGUUGUGUUGUGCACUCAGAUUACAAUUAAGAAAAAGACAACGUCAAUUUUUUACCAAUUUAUAAGAAAUUGCAAGAAAUUCUAUAUGUCAUAUAUUUUUUGGAUCCCAAAUUUAAAUAGUUUCAAAUAUCCUGUUUAUCGUCACCAUCAACAAUGAGUGACGAAAGUUUGUCUAUUCAAAGACUUUGCAGUUCAGUAACACAAUCUUGUAAAGGACCAACACACACUAAAAGUUACAGAUCUGACACCGAUGUAUUAUUAUCGACAACAUCAGUAAAUAAUCGUAACGACGAUCGCUACAGUAUUAUGUCUAAGCAAUAUUAUAAAAUGUAUGAACACGAUGAGAUUCCCGUUCAAGAUAACACCGGCUUCAGUAUCUUAAGUAAAUCUGGGGAAACUGGAAAAGGCGAUAGAAAACUUAAGUCUGGAACAACACUAGAUUUGGAACAAAUAGAAAUGAACCUAAAUAACACACUGUCUUAUAAUCUUCAUGCGGAUAGCAGCUUCGCGCCCAGCCUUGAAUCGAAUAUAAAACUCUUCAAGACUACAGUACAAGAAAUUUUUGAUAAAUUCUACCACUGCAUGAGCGAUAUUGAACAAUAUAAACUACGAUUCAAUAAAAUAUUAACAAAGAUAAAAGACGAUCCGAUUACGGAUAUGGAAAACUUUAUAAAAGAUAUGCUUCAAGAUAUUAUUUCGUCCGAUUCGUCCGUUUCUUUCCCCGAUUCAAAAAUACCGAGAGCUUUGUGUAGUAAGGACGCGACGGUGGAGGUGAAUUGUGAAGCUAACGAAAAUUACAAGCCCUCUAGAAGCAAUCUGUAUCCUGAAGGAUUGAAAACAACAAUCGAAGCAUACAGAAACGACAACUACAAGUCCGAUUCCAACACAGACGACGUCAGUUCCAGUCACAAGUCCAAGAAAGGAGUCUUCUAUAUAAAUCUUCUGAACAGCCACCGCUGCGUUCAGAUCAAACUGAACAACCGCGACAUGGUCUCCGAAAUAAACAUCCGCGAUCAUAUGGUGAAAGAUGACAAAAUCGACGAAGCCGUCUCGGCCGAUAACAUUAAGAAAUUAAAAGCGAAAGAAAUGGAAGCGAUGUCUUUGAGAGAUCGGAACGUGGACCAGGGCGACGAAAAGGACAUUCCGGUGAGAAUCGCAAAUCCAAAGAAAAAUAUUCACCUAGAUCAAGAUUUUACUAAUGACGUGGACGAUGAAUCAAAGCGUUCAAUAAUUUAUAAAAUAUGUAACUACUUUUGCAAGAAAUUACGCAGGGCUUGUUGAAUUUGGUUCCGUGGUGUUGUAUCAAUAAAAGUUGUUUUGGUCUGGAA
Messenger RNA from Papilio xuthus (Asian swallowtail), 1840 nucleotides. RefSeq lists its product as uncharacterized. The transcript has 3 exons. Lineage: Eukaryota; Metazoa; Arthropoda; Insecta; Lepidoptera; Papilionidae. The record is from RefSeq and is a predicted model, not a curated record. Bases 666 to 1793 code for a protein of 375 amino acids.